CAGAAUCCCACCACAACACGAGCACCACUGCUUUGGUCGAUCGUCUUCCUCCCUCGUUUUUCCCCCAACCACGCACCUCCGAAUCCGCAGCGCGAAUUUCAAAGCUACCACCCCCUCCCCCACCCCCCGCGGACUCCGAUCUCCCGCUCUCCUCUGCCCCUUCUUCGGUUAGGGUUUCGAGCCUUCCGCGCCCAGCCCGGCAUGAGGGUGCACCCGGCGCCGCGGAAGCGCACCAUCGCGGUGCAGCGCUGCGGGGCAGCGGCGGCGGCCGCCGGGGGGAAGAAGCUGCGGCGGCUCCCGCACAUCUUCGCCAAGGUGUUGGAGCUCCCCUUCGCGGCCGACGCCGACGUGGCCGUGGAGGAGGACGCCGCGGCGCUCCGCUUCGUGGCCGCCGCGGACGGGUUCACCCCCUCGGGGGCCACCGCCCACGCCGUCGAGAUCCACCCGGGGGUCACCAAGGUCGUCGUGCGGGACCUCUCCGCUGGGCUCGGCGGCGCCGGAGACGACGACUGCGCCGCCGCGUUCGAGCUCGACCGGUGGCGCUUCCGCCUCCCUCCCUGCACGCUCCCCGCCAUGGCCACCGCCACCUACGCCGACGGCGAGCUCGUCGUCACCGUCCCCAAGGGCGCCGCCUCCCCUGACGACGCCGGCCGCGGCGACGGAGCCGCCUCCGUGCUUGGAGGCGCCGGCGUCGGGAGCGUCCUGCUGCUUGUAUAGUAUACUGAAGCAUCCAUAUGAAGGUCUAGGAUCUCUCCCCUUUUCCUUUUCCCCUUGACACUUUCUCUACGAAGCGAAAGCGAGACAAUGUCUGGUUAUCUUUACUUCCUUUUCCCUAUGGCCCUAAACAAUAUUGAUAUUUCUCUCAUUUGUAUUAUAAACUAGAGACUCCGUAAGUGUAAAUAUGUCCUCUUCUGAGAAGAAAGUGAUGGGUUCUAUUUUCUUAGUCACUGCAGAUGCUGAGAGAAUCUUAGUU
Oryza brachyantha (malo sina) is the source of this 973-nucleotide messenger RNA. RefSeq lists its product as uncharacterized. The record is from RefSeq and is a predicted model, not a curated record. The transcript has 2 exons. NCBI's taxonomy places the organism in Eukaryota, Viridiplantae, Streptophyta, Magnoliopsida, Poales, Poaceae. The coding region runs from base 202 to 717 and encodes 171 amino acids.